AAUACUUCCGGUCUGUGUGAGAAAGGCGGAUUCGGCGGCCCUACAGAGGGAACAAAGGACGAUUGACUGAGUUAACCAGUAUAAAAAUGGCCUGUUCCCCAUAACCCAAUCUGCAGCCACGAUGUCAAAACGACCAUCCUACGCCCCUCCCCCUCCCCCCGCCCCAACAACACAAAUGCCUUCCACCCCUGGGUUUGUGGGCUACAACCCUUACAGCCAUCUGGCCUACAACAACCUCCGGCUGGGAGGGAGCUCCGGAGGCUCCAGCAGGAACUCCUCAGGCAUCACUGUCCCAAAGCCUCCCAAGCCUCCAGACAAGCCACUGAUGCCUUACAUGCGGUACAGCCGGAAGGUAAGCAGGAAGGUAUGGGACCAAGUGAAGGCGUCCAAUCCAGACCUGAAGCUGUGGGAGAUUGGGAAGAUUAUCGGAGGCAUGUGGAGAGACCUGACCGAUGAAGAGAAACAGGACUACCUGAAUGAGUACGAGGCUGAGAAGAUUGAGUAUAAUGACUCUUUGAAGGCCUACCACAAUUCCCCAGCCUACCUGGCUUACAUCAAUGCCAAGAACAGGGCUGAGGCCGCAAUGGAGGAGGAGAGCAGGCAGAGGCAGAGUCGUAUGGACAAAGGCGAGCCAUACAUGAGCAUCCAGCCCGCUGAAGACCCUGAUGACUAUGAUGAUGGGUUUUCAGUGAAGCACACAGCAGCCGCUCGCUUCCAGAGGAACCACCGGCUCAUCAGCGACAUCCUCAGUGAGAUUGUGGUGCCUGACGUCCGCUCCGUGGUCACCACAGCCCGCAUGCAGGUCCUCAAGAGGCAGGUCCAGUCUCUUAUGGUGCACCAGAGGAAGCUGGAGGCAGAACUUCUGCAGAUCGAAGAUCGUCACCAAGACAAGAAGAGACGCUUCCUGGAGACCACUGACUCAUUCAACACUGAACUCAAGCGGCUGUGCAGUCAGAAGGUGGAGGUGGACAUGGAGAAGCUUGCAGCAGAGAUGGCUGCUGCUGAAGAGGCAGCCCGGCGCCGGGCAGAGGAGAGGGAGCGCGAGGCCGCCGAGCAGGCGGAGAAAGCUGCUCAGCAGGCUCAACAGCAGCAGCAGCAGGCAGAGCAGAGCAGUGCUAAUGCUAAAAGCACAGCUAACCCCACUUCAGGGACCAAGGAGGAAGACAUGCCCCCACCAGUGGCGACAGAUAAAGCAGCACCUGCAGAGACCUCUUCAGAACCACAUCCUGCUCCACCUCCCGCAUCUGAUCCUCCCUCUUCUGCCUCUGAUAAAGCAACUCCUCCCCCUGAGCCUCCCAGGGAAAGCAGCACUCCAAGCAGCAGCACCCCGAGUGACGACAGCAGCAGCAGCAGCAGCAGCAGCAACAACAACAGCAUGCCCGCUCCACCCUCAGACAGCACCCCUGGAGUAGCAGCCCCAGAACCCCCAGUGGCCCCCGAAGCUAAUUCCAGUGCAGCUAACCCUAACGUCGUGUCCGCAGCACCUCCACCUCCCCCUGCCUCAGAAGAACCAGCUCCUCCUCCACCACCACUACUACCCCCUAGCCAGAGCAGCCAACAGUAUGAUAUGUAAUAGUCGGUGUGUUAGGUACACAGUGGUAGCUGUAGAAAUCCUCCCUGUGCUGCAGCCCCCCACCUCUGGAUGGAGCGGCAGGUGUGGAAGAAGUGGGAUUUGUAUGGUGGCUUUUAACACACAGUGCUGAAUGGCUGAGGGUCUGUUAGUAAGUUCAGCAAAUAGUUAACAUGUAUUUCAAACACGAGCUACUGUAUGUAGGGUUUUCAUCAACUAGCUUCAUGCAUCUGGACCAAACAAGGGGAAAUUACGAUUUUGCUUAAAUCUGCGCAUGUUUCCUUUAAAUUUAUUCAGCAAAUGCGAGUGGGUUCAGUGACAUGUCACCAAAGAGUACAAGAUUUGACCAGACUGUGUUUGUACUCCAGGCAUCAUACGGGCCGUUCUUCUUUUCUAAUUGUGUCACUGAAAGGAUUUUUUUUUUCUUUUCUCAUUCAAAAUAACCUCACACAGACUGAUGCUAGAGGGAUGUUACACUGCAAAUGGUUAGCAAUAACCCUACUAGCUGCUGGGACAUCAUUGUACAGGUAUCUCACUCAACACCUUACCUAAUCUGCUCCUGCUUAUUGUCCAAAAUCCAUCUGUUACCUCAGAUACAUUUCCAGUUGUCAGGGUCCACAUUCACAAUGUUGAUAGUAAUGCUGAUUCUGAAUAGGGCUGCAACUAACCAUUAUUUUCAUUAUGAAUUUAAUGUGGUGGUUAUUUUCUCAAUCUAUAAAAUAUUUGAAUUCAAACUUCCCAGGGUCCACAGCAACAUCUUGGUUAUCAGGGCACAGUUAAAUGUUGCAGAGGUUGGGUGAGCCCAGCAUUCAUGUUAAUCACUGGGCCCUGUGCCAUCAUAAAUCCUCCUGCCCCAUGGAAGGGAACACCAUUCUUUCUCCCUGACUGGCCGCACCUUUAAACUUACUUGAAGUGAUAGUUGGGGUUAUUUGAUGUGGGGUUGUGUGAAGCAUUUAUCUAUAGUCGGUGUGUUGCCUGCAGUAGAUUCAGAUCGGCGAUCUGCCAGGUUUUGAGAAGCAGUCCCCCAGCACAGAUGCUGAGCGAUGAGCUGCUGCAAAGUAAAUGUGUUUCAGCUACUUUAAAAAAAAAUGCUCACAGAAAAAGCUAAUAUCAGUUUAAUUGUUGCUUUAAUUUGAAAGUUUUCACAGCUUUAUCUGCCGUCAAACAGCCCUUUACUUUAGAACUACAGUUUGUGAACCAUUGAACUAUAUUACUAUGCACAAGUGCAAUCUGCAGAUCAACUGUUUGAGUCAUAAACGGCUAAGCAUAGGUGCGUAUGUGCGUAGGAAUACAGUAGUUCAACAGUUGAAAAAUAUUUAGUUUCAAAGGAAAGGGCUGUUUGACGGCAAAAUAAA
Messenger RNA from Seriola dumerili (greater amberjack), 2925 nucleotides. Its product is annotated as SWI/SNF-related matrix-associated actin-dependent regulator of chromatin subfamily E member 1-like. NCBI's taxonomy places the organism in Eukaryota, Metazoa, Chordata, Actinopteri, Carangiformes, Carangidae. The transcript is spliced from 12 exons. The record is from RefSeq and is a predicted model, not a curated record. Gene Ontology annotation, molecular function: nucleosomal DNA binding; nuclear receptor binding. Gene Ontology annotation, cellular component: SWI/SNF complex. The coding region runs from base 122 to 1573 and encodes 483 amino acids. Gene Ontology annotation, biological process: negative regulation of DNA-templated transcription.